Periconia digitata is the source of this 780-nucleotide messenger RNA. The record is from the annotation of a GenBank genome assembly. NCBI's taxonomy places the organism in Eukaryota, Fungi, Ascomycota, Dothideomycetes, Pleosporales, Periconiaceae.
UUCCCCGUUGUUGCAAACAGAUACAGGAAUGGUCUGGUAAUGCACUACUGCCAUCAGGCGAAUGGGUGAAUUGUUAGCUGAAGCGGUACUCCAAUGAGCGUUACCUAAUUUGAAAAACCUCAGUUGAAGCUGCACAAACCCUCCCAGGCCACACCAACGGCUAUGCCACGCGAGGACCACUCACUGGGGUACAGAACUCCAAUCAAGUGAUAGGCACAUCAAGCAACGAAUGAGCUAAGCACGCCAUUCACCAGACAAACCAUUCACUCACUCCUAUAUUUUCUCAGGGUCUUAAUUUCAAUUCCUCUCUUCUACCUUCUCUCUACCGCCAUGAGCGAUCUCAACCCCAACCAAUCUUUAUACGGCACCCAAGUUGGAAUGGUCCGCAUACUGAAAAACGUGACGGAUUUCAUUGUCAACAUCAUCACCGAUGCUAUCUCCUACAAAGCUCCCAAAUCAGGACAUGCCAGCCGCAACCGCGUCGACGCCUUUGCGCACCUACUACAGUACCACAAUCCGGCGAGCGGUCCUAAACCCGAACCACAAAUGACGAAAUGUCUACCUAUCCGUACUAAGAUUCCGAACCUAGCUGCGCUCGAUGAUAUGAGCAUGGCGCAGACACAUGCACACUAUGAAGAGAUCGAUUGUGUGCCUGCUGCUGCGUUGGGGAUGAAGUCUGAGUUCGAAGGCACUGGUCACUGGUACAUGAUUCAUCCGCUUUCUCUGACUCAGGUCAAGACGAUGACUACUCGCGUGCUGGAAGACAUCAAGAACUGAAUU